UUCUGGGAUGCAUACAAUCAGGAAGCGGAAGAGUUCGACAGAGCGUUCAUUGAGAGAUAUACCUCGGAUUUAGACAAUGGUCUAAUUUUCGCAGGUCUUUUUUUAGCUGUCAGUACCACUUUCUUAGGGAUAAUGCACCCUAACCUAAGCCCUGCUCCCACUGACACAACAAAUGCCUUAUUGAUGAUGAUAUACUCUCAACUCAAUAACACCACGUUCCCAGGGCAAGUCUUUAGUUUUCCCUCAUGGGAUGGUCCCAUUUGGGUUACUAUUUGGACACAGGCUCUCCUCUAUGCCAGUCUAUCUGUCAGCCUUCUAGCUGCUCUUGGAGCCGUAUUGGGGAAGCAGUGG
Suillus paluster is the source of this 351-nucleotide messenger RNA. RefSeq lists its product as uncharacterized. The transcript has 2 exons. The annotation marks the transcript as partial. The record is from RefSeq and is a predicted model, not a curated record. NCBI's taxonomy places the organism in Eukaryota, Fungi, Basidiomycota, Agaricomycetes, Boletales, Suillaceae.